AUGAUCUCCAGCCUCUCUCGGGAACACAGAGCCACCAUUGUCCUCUCCAUCCCUUCAUCUUCUGCCCAGAGGGGACACCAAGCGCCCGGCCACACAAGUGCCCAAUUAUUCUCCGCCAACACACAGCAAUACAAGAAUCAGCAUGUUCCCAGCUUUGUUCUGUCUCUUGCCCUUCUCGCUUCAGGGCCGACUGCCAACCUAAAGUUCAAUGUCCCACCAACACCAUGUUCCCAGUCCCACCAACACACCAUGUUCCCAGUCCCACCAACACCAUGUUCCCAGUCUCACCAACACAACGUUCCCAGUCCCACCAACACCAUGUUCCCAGUCCCACCAACACCACGUUCCCAGUCCACCAACACCACGUUUCCAGUCCCACCAACACAACGUUCCCAGUCCACCAACACCACGUUCCCAGUCCACCAACACCACGUUCCCAGUCCCACCAACACAACGUUCCCAGUCCACCAACACCACGUUCCCAGUCCACCAACACCACAUUCCCAGUCCACCAACACCACAUUCCCAGUCCACCAACACAACAUUCCCAGUCCCACCAACACAACGUUCCCAGUCCCACCAACACCAUGUUCCCAGUCCCACCAACACCAUGUUCCCAGUCUCACCAACACCAUGUUCCCAGUCCCACCAACACACCAUGUUCCCAGUCCCACCAACACCAUGUUCCCAGUCCCACCAACACAACGUUCCCAGUCCCACCAACACAACGUUCCCAGUCCCACCAACACCAUGUUCCCAGUCCACCAACACAACGUUCCCAGUCCACCAACACAACGUUCCCAGUCCACCAACACCAUGUUCCCAGUCCACCAACACCACGUUCCCAGUCCACCAACACCACGUUUCCAGUCCACCAACACCACGUUCCCAGUCCACCAACACCACGUUCCCAGUCCCACCAACACAACGUUCCCAGUCCACCAACACCACGUUCCCAGUCCACCAACACCACAUUCCCAGUCCACCAACACCACGUUCCCAGUCCACCAACACAACGUUCCCAGUCCACCAACACAACGUUCCCAGUCCACCAACACAACGUUCCCAGUCCACCAAUACCACGUUUCCAGUCCCACCAACACAACGUUCCCAGUCUACCAACACAACGUUCCCAGUCCACCAACACAACGUUCCCAGUCCCACCAACACCAUGUUCCCAGUCCACCAAUACCACGUUUCCAGUCCACCAACACCACGUUUACAGUCCACCAACACCACGUUCCCAGUCCACCAACACAACGUUCCCAGUCCCACCAACACAACGUUCCCAGUCCCACCAACACCAUGUUCCCAGUCCACCAAUACCACGUUUCCAGUCCACCAACACCACGUUUACAGUCCACCAACACCACGUUCCCAGUCCACCAACACCACGUUCCCAGUCCACCAACACAACGUUCCCAGUCCCACCAACACCAUGUUCCCAGUCCACCAAUACCACGUUUCCAGUCCACCAACACCACGUUUACAGUCCACCAACACCACGUUCCCAGUCCACCAACACCAUGUUCCCAGUCCACCAACACAACGUUCCCAGUCCCACCAACACCAUGUUCCCAGUCCACCAACACAGCGUUCCCAGUCCAACCAACACAACGUUCCCAGUCCACCAACACAACGUUCCCAGUCCACCAACACCACGUUCCCGGUCCCACCAACACCAUGGGGGGGGGUUAA
Molecule: messenger RNA, 1698 nt
Organism: Rana temporaria (common frog)
Lineage: Eukaryota; Metazoa; Chordata; Amphibia; Anura; Ranidae
Product: mucin-2-like
Exons: 1
Coding region: 1-1698 (565 amino acids)
Source: RefSeq, a predicted model, not a curated record